ACCAGUGUGUGUACUGUAAAGGCGAAGACCGAAUAUAAAUGUACAAUAUGGGUUGGAAUUUAGAGCCAACCGUGUUUGACCCUUCUCCAAUUCUUCACCCACGAUGAGUCGAUGCAGCCCUCCCCUGUUUUCUUCACUUCUCCCACCCAUUCUCAGCUUCUGAACCACCCAUUUUACCCUCUUUUCUUCUUCCAUUUCGGAUUUUCGAUUUCACGUUCCUUCGUCUCUGUUUUCCAUGGCGGACAUAAAGUUAAUCUUGGCUCGCCCUAUUCAAUUGGCGGACCAAGUCACCAAGGCUGCGGACCAGGCUACCAGCUGCAAGCAUGAGUGCGCUGACCUCAAAGCCAAGACCGAGAAGCUUGCUACUCUUCUUCGUCAGGCGGCUCGAGCGAGUUCCGAUCUCUAUGAGCGACCGGCCACUCGGAUCAUCAACGAAACUGCACAGGCCUUAGAUAAAGCUCUUUCUCUUGUGCUCAAAUGUACUGGAAAUGGCCUUAUGAAGCGCCUUUUCACAAUUAUCCCUGCUGCCGCCUUCCGAAAAUCCUGCUCCCAGCUCGAUAAUUCCAUCGGCGAUGUCUCGUGGUUGCUCCGAGUUUCCGCCUCCGCCGAGGAUCGUGGCGACGAGCAUUUGGGUCUUCCCCCAAUUGCUGCUAACGAACCCAUUCUAGGUUACAUCUGGGAACAGAUUGCUAUUCUCUCAACCGGUUUGCCGGAAGAUCGAGCGGACGCGGCAGCGUCGCUGGUUUCUUUGGCGAAAGAUAGCGAGAGAUAUGGGAAACGGAUAAUUGAAGAAGGCGGCGUUGGGGCGUUGCUGAAAUUGCUGAAAGAAGGUAAGGUUGAAGGUCAAGAAAACGCUGCAAAUGCGCUAGGGCAUUUAGGGCGUGACCCUGAGAAUGUUGAGGCCAUGAUUCAGGCUGGUGUCUGUCAGGUGUUUGCGAAAAUUCUCAAAGAAGGUCCGAUGAAAGUUCAGGCUGUGGUUGCUUGGGCUGUAUCGGAACUCGUUUCUAGUUACCCAAAAUGCCAAGAUCUCUUUGAACAACACUAUAUUAUCCGCUCGCUUGUUACCCAUCUUGCGUUUGAAACAGUUCAAGAACAUAGCAAGUACAAUAUCACUGUCAAUAAAGCCACCUCGAUUCAUGAUCUGGUAAUGGCUAGCAACCCCAAAACAAACAAUAUGUAUAAAGCUGUAGAUGAUGAUGAUCGACAGCUCCAUAGUCGGAUUCUUCAUCCAAUGGGAAAUCGAACCCCUAACCAGAUGCACGCCGUGGUUACCAACACUAUGAAUAUGCUCGCUGGUGGGUCGGUAGCGGCUGCCACUGCAACUCCCCUGGCAAACCAUGGCGAAGGUCACAGCCUUAGCAGCAAUGGAAAGCAUAUUCUUCCACAUCAUGCCCCUUACCUUCAUCAUGCUCCUUUCGGCCCCAGCGCGAAAGGUAGGGAGACUGAGGACCCGGCAACGAAAACCCAGAUGAAAGCCAUGGCAGCUAGAGCCCUUUGGCAGCUUGCCAAAGGGAACUUGACAAUCUGCCGUAGUAUCACAGAAUCAAGAGCUCUGCUGUGUUUUGCUGUCCUACUUGAAAAGGGGGAACAGAAUGUGCGGCAUAACUCAGCAAUGGCAUUGAUGGAGAUCACUGCCAUGGCUGAGGACGAUCCUGAGCUGAGAAGGUCCGCCUUCAAGCCGACUUCACCCGCCUGCAGAGCCGUUGUGGAGCAGUUGCUGAAGAUCAUUGAGAAAGAAGAUGCAGAUCUCCUCAUCCCAUGUAUCAAAUCCAUUGGAAAUUUGGCCAGGACGUUCCGGGCCACUGAGAAAAGAAUGAUCACCCCAUUGGUGCGGCUUCUGGAUGAUCGAGACACCGAGGUCUCGAAGGAGGCCUGCAUUGCUCUCACCAAAUUUGCCUGCACAGACAACUUCCUCCACGUCUACCACUGCGAGGAAAUCAUAGCUGCAGGUGGGGCAAAGGACUUAGUCCAGCUAGUGUACUUUGGGGAACAAAGUGUUAAAAUUGCGGCAGUAACUCUGUUGUGCUACAUUGCCCUGCACUUGCCUGAUAGAGAGGAGCUUGCACGGGCCGAGACGCUUCCCGUGAUCGAAUGGGCGUCGAAACAAUCUCAUUUGACGCAGGACGAAACAAAUGAAAGACUCUUACAUGAGGCUGGAAGUAAGCUAGAGCUGUUUCAAUCUAGAGGUCCAAGAGGAUACCAUUGAUUUCAACUCGAUCAUUACAGGCAAAAGCUUCUGAUCUCUUCCAUAAGUUGAAAUUUUUUCCAUUUGAACCCAUUAUUUUCGUUCGAGUGUACGUAUUAGAUUCAUUUUUCAUCCACAAUUGUUUAGAAAGUAACGUAAUAAUUUAGUGAAAUUUGGUUGGUUGCUUCAUCUGCCUGUCAUGGAGACAAAGUUUACAAAUUCCUCCAUGUUUGAUUUCAAACGACCGGAGCAUCCUAUGGAGUUGUUAAUCCCUGUCAUUCAUCUGCCUGUAAUUCAAUUUAUAUGUUUUUGAUGA
This is a messenger RNA of Cucurbita moschata (crookneck pumpkin), 2501 nucleotides long. RefSeq lists its product as uncharacterized. Gene Ontology annotation, molecular function: protein binding. Lineage: Eukaryota; Viridiplantae; Streptophyta; Magnoliopsida; Cucurbitales; Cucurbitaceae. The record is from RefSeq and is a predicted model, not a curated record. The transcript has a single exon. Bases 236 to 2206 code for a protein of 656 amino acids. Gene Ontology annotation, biological process: cell surface receptor signaling pathway.